UGCUUUUAGGGACGCCAUGCCUCCGACCGCUACACGCUCCGCCUCCACCGUGCACGCUCAGUCGUCCUCACCCCAGCGGAGCUUGUUGAGAUCCGGGCAGCACAAAGAACUUUCGAGGGUGCAUACAUGCGGACGGCAAUUGGGCAGUUCUCGUUCGCACUCAUCGUGCUGAAAAUCUUCACGUCCGAGUUCUACUCGAUUGGAGCGCUCUUCGCCGUGUACGGGGCGGGCGUACUAUUCACCAGCCUCUUCCGCCGGCAGCAAGGGAACAAGCAGUUCUUCUCCGAGGUGGGCGAGGAUGGGUUGCACCGCAAGAAGUUCAGGACCAGCGGCAACGUUGUAUCGGUGCUGACGGCGCUGAGCAUCGCAGCCUACGUGUGCCUGCUUGUCCUCACGGUGCACCUCAAGUCCUGAAGGAACAGGCACAUUGCAGCGACCACGACGGCCAAGAGGCUUGGGAGCAGUCUUGGAAUGUCGCACGCUGACGCUCCGCCGCGCCAGUGCGACCCGGGAGGAAGCAGGUGAGCGUCGGCUCUCCAGGCGGGAAUCUCGCCGUGCUCGGACAUGCAGACUUGAGAUAUCGACUCGCUGGAAAUCGCACGCGGGAGCAGCUGCACGCCUGGCGGGCGCUGGCAGCGUCUGGAGGCCUCCGGAGAGCGGCAGACUGCGGCCGGCUGUGCAGGCGAAAUGCAGAGCCCUGCCUGGCUGUACGAUUGCGCGUCCUCUAUCUGUCGUCGGUGAAGCUGGCGGCGUGCGUGGAUGAUUGGCGAUGUCAUGCCCGCGGGCAGUGGGGGUGCCUCUGCGUGCAUCACUCCGGGGUGCGACAGCCAAGCUGCUACAUAUCAAGUCGCCGCCCGGGAACGGACCAGGCUGCCCUCAU
Molecule: messenger RNA, 880 nt
Organism: Mytilinidion resinicola
Lineage: Eukaryota; Fungi; Ascomycota; Dothideomycetes; Mytilinidiales; Mytilinidiaceae
Exons: 1
Coding region: 127-414 (95 amino acids)
Source: RefSeq, a predicted model, not a curated record